Molecule: messenger RNA, 2772 nt
Organism: Paramecium sonneborni
Lineage: Eukaryota; Ciliophora; Oligohymenophorea; Peniculida; Parameciidae
Source: the annotation of a GenBank genome assembly
AUGAAAAUACCUUUUUAAAUACAACAAUAUUUCUCUAGUAAAUAAGCUUAGCAUCACAAAUUGUUAGAUGAAGAGUCUGAAUAACUUCAUAAGAUGAUCAUUAAGGAGAUUGAUAUUGAUUCAAAUAUGUGUAAAAAAUAAACUUAAUUAAUACUUGGUGAUACUCCUGUUUAUUUUCCUCAUAAACCUUAUGAAGUAUAAAAGAUUUAUAUGGAAAGCGUGAUAAAAUCAUUAAAUAAAAAAUAGAAUGCAUUGUAUAUUAUUAAAAUCAAUUAAGAUUAGAUUGGAAUCACCAACAGGUACAGGUAAAACUUUAUCUUUACUAUGUGCAUCUUUAGCAUGGUUAAAAAAGAAUAGAAAAGAGUAAUUGAAUUCUGAACAACCUAAAAAUAUUAAAAUUAUUUAUUCUUCAAGAACUCAUGCACAAUUAAAAUAAGUAGCUAUGGAAUUGAAGAAAACUGUUUAUAAACCUAAUGUUUCUAUUCUUGGAUCAAGAGAUUAAUAUUGUAUUAGAGGUGAUUUUAGUAUGAUUAAAGGGACUAUUUUAAAUUAAAGUUGCCGAAAAUCAGUCAAAGCUAAUUAAUGUUAAUUUUAUAAAAAAGAUCAUUUACUUUUAAUGGCUUAAAAUUAUAGUACAUUAAUUAGUAGUUUAGAAGAAGCAAAGUAAUUUGGAUAUAAAAAUAAAUUAUGUCCUUAUUAUUUUGAGAGACAACGUCUUGAUUAUGCUGAUCUAAUACUUUUACCUUAUAAUUAUUUAUUAGAAAAAGAAUUUUAAGAUGUUGUUUAAAUAGAAGAUUCUAUUUUAAUAUUUGAUGAAGCACAUAAUGUAUAAUCAACUGCUGAAGAUGGAUCUUCAUUUCUUAUUACACAUAACAAUAUUAUUGAAGCAGAAAAAGAUCUUGAAAAAUGGAUUGAUGAACUUGAAUCAGUUUCAGUCUUUUAUGAUUAAUUAAGAACUAAAUUGAAUUCAGCUAAAAUCUCAUCUGAAUUAAAAGAAUAUCGAUCUAUUAUGAUUACUAUUAGAGUAUUUGCUUAAUAUUUAGAAUUAUUUAAAAAAAAUCAAGAAUUUGUUAAUUCUGAUAAAGAUGAGAGAUAUAUGAUUUUAGAUGCUAGAUAAAUUUAAUCUAUGAUUUUUGAUAAUACAUAAGAUAAAGAAAAUACUUUUAGAUUAUGGUCUGAUAAUUCAUAAACUAAUUAUGCUAAAGGUGUUAAUAAAAAUAAUUUUGCUAAAUAUUUAAUUCAUUGUACUGUUUUAAUAGAAGUAAUGGGUGAAUUAUCUUAAAUUCCAGGUUAUCAUUUUGAAUCUUGGGUUAAAUUUAUGAAAAAUGUUUUUGAUUUAAUAAAAGUCGAUGAUGAAAGAGAAAAAUAAAAACUUUCAUUAAACUCUUUAUAAAAUGAGUUUAAUUAAUAUAAAUUAUCUUUUUUAAUAGAUUAAUCUAAUCAAUUAUCAAUUAAUAUGUGGUGUUUAGAACCAUCACUUGCUUUUUAAAGACUUUGUAAUAAAAGUAUUUAUUCAAUUUUAUUAACAUCUGGUACACUUACACCAAUGGCAUCAUGGGUUUGUGAAUUAAGAUAACCUUUUGAUGUUUAAUUGGUAAAUGAACAUAUUAUUGAUCUUAAUAAAAAUCUUAGAGUUUAUUAACAUAAAUCGUUUGAUUUUUCUUAUAAUUAGAGGAAUAAUGAAGAAUAAAUUGGUAGAUUUGGAGUUACCUUAUUAAAUUUCUGUUAAAUAAUACCUAAUGGAAUACUUGUUAUAUUUUCAUCUUAUAGUUUAAUGAAUAAAUUUAGAAGCAAAUGGACAUAUAAUAAAUUAAUAACUCGAUUAUGUGAAAUAAAAGCAUGUUUAUGGGAACCUUAAUAAAGUACUGAAAUGUAGAACGUUUUUGAUACAUAUAAAUAAAAAGCUAAAAAAGGUGCAAUAAUGUUUGCAGUUCAUAGAGGAAAAGUAGCAGAAGGAAUUGAUUUUUCAGAUGAAUUAUGUAGAGCUAUUUUUUUAGUGGGAGUUCCUUAUCCACCUAAAUAAGAUAAUCGACUACUAGAAAAAAUGGGUUAUUUAGAUAAAUUAUUUAAUGAUCCAGAAUUUAAUAAUUAAUAAAGAAUAAGAAGUUCUGAAUGGUAUACUUAAUAAGCCAUUCGUGCUACAAAUUAAGCUAUGGGAAGAGUUAUUAGACAUAUAAAUGAUUAUGGGUAUGAAAUAUAAUUAAUAUUAUUUUUAGUAUUGUUUUUCUAUGUGAUAAAAGAUUUGAAUACAAAGACAUUAAAUAAGGAUUAUCAAAAUGGGUAUAACCAGCUAUCUAACCUUGGAUUAAUGAUGAUGAUGUAAUGAAAUAAACUAAAGAAUUUUACAAUAGAACCACAACUAUUUAAGAAUAAUGUAUCAAAGAAUAAAUAUGUUAAAAACCAAUUUAAGAAUAAGAAGUUAAGAAAAGAUAACUUCAAUUCUUUGGUUUAUAAAAUAAAAACGAUAAACUUAGUGAUGAAUUCUAAUAAAAAAUAUCAAAAUUUGAUAAUAAAUCAACAGAAAAAUAAUAUAUAAAUUUAAAGACUUAUGAAAUGAAUCAACUACCUUAAAAUAAAUAAUUAAAACUAAAUAAUUCUAACUCAUUAAAAAUAUUAGAUAAAUAAUAAUUUGAUGAAAAUUGUAAUUAUUUUAAUUCUGAUUCUACUCACAUGUAAUAAAUAUCAUCUAAAAUGAUUGUUGAUAAUUAAAAUAUUGAACAAAUAGAAUUCAAAUAGAAAAAGCUUUGUAUAAAAUUAAAAAAUAAAAAAUGA